Molecule: messenger RNA, 456 nt
Organism: Haliotis rubra (blacklip abalone)
Lineage: Eukaryota; Metazoa; Mollusca; Gastropoda; Lepetellida; Haliotidae
Exons: 3
Coding region: 37-456 (139 amino acids)
Source: RefSeq, a predicted model, not a curated record
ACUUCCAGGGUGCAAUGAAUCUGUAGGAGACGCUUUAUGGAGGUCCAGGGUAUCGAAAGGAAACAAGCCGACAAGUUCCCGUACUCUGGAAUCAGAGUGCUUGGAGCUGUCCAAACCGGAAUCGGCGUAUCAUGUGCGUUGCUUGGUGGCCUUGACCUGGCCUUGACGUUGACAUCGCGUGACGCUGAGCGUCAAACGGCCAGUGCUGUUGCAGCUUCGUUGACGGUGUAUGAGACGCUGGUAGCGUUAACGAUAGCUGCAUGUCCUCUGUGGUGCGGAAUGUGGUUCAUCAUCGCUGGGGCAAUAGGCACCUGUGUGUCACGUGUCAGGGCUCACAGUCUGCUGUUUUUUCGGAAUACAUUCCUGACGCUCAGUGUUCUGUGUGCAGCCUUGUUCGGCCCAGCCUGCCUUGCAGUCACGUGCAUAGAGGCUGUUCUGGUGAGUUCAGACAUAUGA